Talaromyces rugulosus is the source of this 861-nucleotide messenger RNA. RefSeq lists its product as uncharacterized. Gene Ontology annotation, biological process: nucleoside metabolic process. The record is from RefSeq and is a predicted model, not a curated record. The coding region runs from base 1 to 861 and encodes 286 amino acids. The transcript has a single exon. NCBI's taxonomy places the organism in Eukaryota, Fungi, Ascomycota, Eurotiomycetes, Eurotiales, Trichocomaceae. Gene Ontology annotation, molecular function: catalytic activity.
AUGCGCCCGACAACGUGCGGGGAGUUUGAGGUUGCUAUUCUUUGCGCGCUCCCACACGAGGCUGACGCAGUGAGAGCCUUGUGUGAUGAAACCUAUGAUGACAACCACAAUCACGCCUACAGCAAACCUGUUGGAGAUGCUAAUGUUUACUCCAAUUGCAGGAUUGGCAAGCAUAAUGUAGUUUUAUGUUACAUGCCCGGUAUGGGCAAAGGAAGCGCCGCAGGGGUCGCGUCGAAUCUGCGCAUGAGCUACCCAGGGAUCCAACUCGCUCUCCUCGUCGGAAUUUGCGGUGCUGUGCCCUUUUCCACGCAUGGCUCUGAAAUUGUUCUCGGAGAUGUCAUUAUCAGUGACAGCGUGGUUGAAUACGACUUUGGGAGACAGUAUCCAGAUGGAUUCCAGCGAAAGCACGAUGCGAACACUACACUGGGAAGACCAAAUCGUGAGAUUAGAGCCGUUCUCUCGAGUCUCAAAACAAAUUAUUUGAGCAAUAAAUUUCUCGAGCGCAUAAAUCACCAUCUACAGACUCUUCAGACACAAAAAUCCUCCUGGGGCUACCCUGGCUCUGAACACGACAUUCUGUAUGAGGAUUCUUAUGAUAAUGCAAACGACACUCAGGAAACAGGAAAAAUCAUCUAUCGCAACAGACUUCACGAAGACACUAUCAACCCCAUCGUCCACAUUGGGCCCAUCGCAUGCGCUGAUACUGUGAUGAAAUCCGGGAAACACCGUGAUAAACUUGCAGAAGUAGAAGGGGUCAUCGGCUUCGGAAUGGAGGGAGCCGGAGUCCGGGAUAACCUACCUUGUGUUAUUAUCAAGGGUGUAUGUGAUUAUGCGGACAGCAACAAGAACAAAUAUCACUGA